AUGUUGCUGCAGGAAGCGGACCACCUUGUUGACGGAGGUCUGGAUGAGUGGCUUCGGGGCUGGUGCACAGACGAGGUACUCCGCAUGUUCUUGGGUGCUUCCUCCAAGGAGUCGGCAGUGAAAUCUUUGGCAGCGGCUUUGAACUGGAGACGGCGAUACAAGGAUGUCCUGACUGGCCUGCGAACACCAUGCUGGCAGGGUGACAUGCGCGUUGUGGCGCGGGGAGUGUCCGGACAUCCAGUGAUCUUUAUGUCCAUGCAGCAUCAGCCGUCAAAGUCGAACGGCAUCAGCACAGCAGAGCACUUGGCUGUGGUGCUGGAGGCCGCGGUCUGCUCAGCGAAAGGAACCCCGCGAAGCUUCGAUGUGGUUUGUGAUUGCCGUGGGUUCCAGCUUUCCAAAAAUCUAGAUCCUCGACCUGCAGUUUCGGCGAUGGAGAUGCUGAAGCACGCGUACCGUGGACGGAUGCGUCGGGCAUUCUUGGUUGGAGCUCCAGCGGCGUUCGGUGGCUUUUGGAAGCUCUUGAAAGGGCUGCUGCCAAAGCCGACCCAGUGUUCGUCGCAGCCCCCUUCUCCUGAGCCGCAGAGGUCACAUUGCCAGCCUCAAAGUGAGGAUGGAGAUUCUUGUGCGAUCUGCCAAAGCGCUUUGGGAAAGCGACAUUUCAACCCGCGACACCACUGUCGACUCUGUUGCCGGCCCGUCUGUGCAUCCUGUUCGCCCUGUCGCGUGCCUCUGUCCGGCCACAAGGGGGUGCAGAGGUCCUGCUUGCAGUGUGCUGCGACUGCCUCGAGAGCGUCGGCGCUGACCCAGCAGCUCUCCUUCCUGUCGCGGCAGCUCUCAGAUCUCGCUGGUAGGCCAACUGCUGACGUGGCACCUGUAACACUGGAGGAUGCACUCAGCAGCUUGGAAGCUGCAGUGGAGCCCCUUAGGAAAUUACGUGUGCAGCACAAGAUCACGGAACGAAGAUGCCAUGAAGCUGAAGACCAGCUGCACAAUCUCCGCACGGAGUUCAAUCGGAACAGAGAUUGUGAACAGGAUCCGAGGCUGAUCACACCCGGGCCGCCCGCGCCAGGCCAGAAUGCAAAAGCCAUGGCAGUUGUGCUUUCUCAAUCCACGGCACCAUUGCCGAGCUUGUGGGAGACUAGUUUGUGGCCAAUGUUCGCCGAGCAGAAUUCUCAUGGACGGGAGGACAACGCUACAGCGUGCUUGCGCACAGUGCACGCGGAGUGUGCAGGAGGUGCCCAAUGCCACUCGCCGUUUACAGGUGCUAGCGGCAGGUCUUUCCGUGCUGCUCGGCACAAGAUCAAAUACAGCGACGUCAGCUGCAGGUCUGUGCAGCAGACUGGCCACGCUGGGCUUCCGGAUCAGCUUGACAAGAUCCAGCUCAUCGCCUUGAAAGAGGCUGGCGAUGUUCUCCAGGGCUCUUGCGGCCCGGCUGCUGCGCACGUGGUCACAACACUGCUAGCCUCUGACCAGGACUCAACGUCGUGGAGGUUUCCGAGCGAGCUUGCUGAUUGA
Messenger RNA from Symbiodinium sp. CCMP2456, 1515 nucleotides. Lineage: Eukaryota; Dinophyceae; Suessiales; Symbiodiniaceae. The record is from the annotation of a GenBank genome assembly.